GUGUACAUACAGGCUGGUAGGCCUCCAGCGGGCUGCACGCCAAGCUGCUGUGUGUGCGUGUGUGUAUGCGUGCGCGCGUGUGUGUGUGUAACGAUGGAAAGACCAUAAGGACGUUUUCUAUAUGUUGUCGACAAGCAAGACAAUCCUGAAAAAUGGAGGGAGGACAUUUUGGCUACUCCCAAGACUAUCUUGACCGUUUUAUCCAAAGCCAAGACUCGUCCGUGGUGAACAAGUUCCAGCAGAAGUACUGGAAAACCAAGCAGACGCUCAUCAAGGUCACCGGGAAGAAAGAGGACGAGCAUGUGGUGGCGUCCGACGCCGACUUGGAUGCCAAGCUGGAGGUCUUCCACUCUAUCCAGAGAACAUGCAUGGAGCUGCUGAAGGUGAUUGAGCAGUACCAGAGGAGAAUCUGCAUCCUUUCCCAGGAGGAGAAUGAGCUGGGUCGUUUCCUGCGCUCCCAGGGCUCCCAGGAUAAGACCAGAGCUGGCAAGAUUAUGCAGGCCACAGGGAAAGCGCUCUGCUUCUCCUCCCAGCAGAGACUGGCUCUGCGGAACCCGCUGUGCCGCCUGUACCAGGAGGUGGAGACAUUUCGCUACCGGGCGAUCUCGGACACGUGGCUGACGGUGAAUCGCAUGGAGCAGUCCAGGACCGAGUACCGAGGAGCGCUGCUCUGGAUGAAGGAUGUGUCCCAGGAGCUGGAUCCCGACACUCACAAACAGAUGGAGAAGUUCCGCAAGGUUCAAGCCCAGGUGCGCACCACCAAAACCAGCUUUGACAAACUGAAAAACGACGUGUGCCAGAAAGUGGACCUGCUGGGAGCCAGUCGCUGCAACCUCCUCUCUCAUGUUUUAACCACAUACCAGACAACACUUUUGCACUUCUGGGAGAAGACAUCUCACACAAUGGCUGCCAUUCACGAAAGCUUCAAGGGCUGUCAGCAUUAUGAGUUCUCCACGCUUAAGAGCUUACAAGAUCCCAUGGACAAGCUGGCGAAGAAGAAGGGGAAGAAGAAAAUCAAAGCAAAGGCUGAAGACCGAGAGAAAGCCGAGACCACAGAUGGCCAACUCAUCGCGCUCGGAAAUGAAAACCCCACUGACGAGGGCAGAGAAGAACAGACUAAAGAAGGUUCUGGACAUGCACUUGAAGAUGGGGACGCAUGUAGCCAAAACACAGGAAAUGAGGAUCCUCUCUCAGCCUAUCUGGAGCAGGAGGGCGAGGAGAAGGACAGCAUGGCCCUGCUCAACGAAAUCCUGGGCGCUGCGUCUCUGGAUGAAGGCGAGUUCUCGCAGGAGUGGACGGAGGUGUUCGGAGAGAGGGAGGAGGCGACGGGCGCAGCGUCCGGCCGAGGGGCGCCGGCGGAGGCCCAGCAAAAGGAAACCUCCUUCUUUCUGCCGUCUCAGCUGCUCGACCAGAACUUGAAUAAUCUGCAGUCUUCCCUCUCAGAUUGGGCUAGAGGCAUUCCACAGCCCGUCUCCCAGGCAACGGAGCAAUCAUCUGGAGCCAAUCAGAACCCCUCUAGGCCUGCAGCAAAAGAGACGGCGGGGACGUCCAAAGACCUCUCGGCGUGGUUUAACCUGUUCGCUGACCUGGACCCGCUCUCCAAUCCCGACGCGGUCGGCAGAAGCGAUGGAGAGCACGAGCUUCACAACGCGUAGUCCUGAUGUCUCCUCACAGGGGUAGCGUCUUCAGGGGGCAGCUGUCCCAUCAACACCCCUCAUCGUUUCCAUUUUUGAGCAAAGACACGGGACUGCACUCUUGUACUUGUUAUUUCACUGGGGUUUAAUGUACUUUACAUCCUUUUUUUUUAAGCAUGGAUACCUCAGUAUGAGUUUGGAACAAUUAACCUCCUACAUUAGCUGCCUUGGGGAUGUGUUGAGUCUAAUAGCUUUUUUUCUUUCUUUCUUUCUUUCUGAGUCUCAGUACUCGUGACUACAAACAGGGAAAACUACUUUGCGAGUGUAAAGAGAAAAAAAAAACUAUCAAGGUCAUGUGCAAUAGUCCAUGUGUUUACUUACAAGGGCGAAACUAAGCAAGAAAGUUAAGGAAGUCACUGUUGUAUAAUUUAGUGUCACUGACAACUCAAAGCUGAUUUAUCACCAAGAAUUAUUUGCAGUUAUUUGACGCCAAUCUGUGUCACAUGAUCUGCGAGGGUACAAAAGGAUGAUACUGCAACCAAAGGACGUUUAAUUCUCGAAAAUGCAAACUCCUCAAGAUUCAUGCUUUAGUUUGUUUGCUGUAUGCUGUAGUUGUGAUGCCCUGUUGAAUACAUUUCAGAAAACCUCAUAAAUAUAUAUAUACACACACACAUCACUAAUAAUUUAUUAUUGCAUGUUGCAUGUAUUAUGUUUUUGUUAUCAAGUAAAGGUGUGACUGUGCGAGUAUAUUUCAAUUAGUGUGAUCUUUCAUCAAUAUUUUAAUUAUUUGGAUAUGUAAUUGUUUUGAAGUCAUGGUUGAUACAUGCAGUUUGAGGUCAAGUGUAUUGUUUUAAAAGAAAUGUCACAGAUCUUUUUCAAGAGGUUGGUAAUCACUUCAACAGGAUCGUAUUUUAUCAAUACUGACUACAAUGCUGCAUCAAGAGAAUAUAUACAGAAAUAAAUGCCUUAAUCUGAUGACUAGUCCACAACACUGUAUAGGACUUUGUCAGGGUCAUUAUUGGAUUGAUUUGGAUUAAUCAUAUUACAAGUAUUUAUUUAUAAAUAUUUGUGUAUUUAAACAUUGCUGUAACUCUGCCUUGUGAUAUUUUUGAUGUUCAAGCCAUGUGACUAACAUUUGUUAAUAUAUAAUCAUAACCAAAUAUAAUGACUGCCUUACCUUGACUUCUGUUUGUACAUGCCAUGAUUCUGAAUAGUCAUGUUAGCAGCGUACAGUGUGUGUGUGUCCGCCUAAGGCCUCGGAAAAGACGGCACACCAGC
Myripristis murdjan (pinecone soldierfish) is the source of this 2912-nucleotide messenger RNA. RefSeq names its product islet cell autoantigen 1 (gene ica1). Bases 153 to 1655 code for a protein of 500 amino acids. Gene Ontology annotation, cellular component: Golgi apparatus. Gene Ontology annotation, molecular function: protein domain specific binding. Lineage: Eukaryota; Metazoa; Chordata; Actinopteri; Holocentriformes; Holocentridae. The transcript is spliced from 14 exons. The record is from RefSeq and is a predicted model, not a curated record. Gene Ontology annotation, biological process: regulation of transport.